CUUGAAAUAAAGAAAAAUAGGUUUCAAAGAUUUUCUGCUACUCGGAUUACCAGCUCAAAUCAACCCAACUGAGUUAGGGUUACGAGUGAAGGAGUGCAUCGAUGUCCGAUUUUCAGACCUCAACUCACCGAGCCAAGUGGAUUUUCACUCCUCAAGAACUUGUUGCAAAGUACAGAGCUUCUAAUCGAAGAGCAAUACAAACUCUGGAGGAGUAUGGAACAACGCAAAUGGAAGUAGAUAUUGAUGGAUCAUUUUCAUACCCAGAACCUCAAAAAGACAAUGCUGAAAAGCAUUCUCGUCCAAAACCCCUCAGUAUUGAAGAAGAGCAGUCAAUGCGUGUAUUUUAUGAAAAUAAACUUCGAGAAGUAUGUAGUGCAUUUUACUUCCCUAAUAAAAUUCAGGCAACAGCUCUCUUAUACUUUAAAAGAUUCUACCUGCAAUGGUCGGUCAUGGAACAUCACCCGAAAAAUAUAAUGUUAACAUGUGUAUAUGCUGCUUGUAAGAUAGAAGAAAAUCAUGUAUCAGCAGAGGAGCUUGGGAAGGGCAUCUCACAGGAUCACCAAAUGAUUCUCAACUAUGAAAUGAUUGUUUAUCAGGCAUGGGUGGUUUGGAAUUUGAUCUUAUUGUUUAUGCUCCAUACCGGCCACUUGAAGGUUUUGUCAUUGAUAUGGAGGUCAGAUUGGUUAAUUUGCUUCGUAUAUAGAUGCUUCUCUCUCAUAUAUGAAUUCUGUCAGGCAACAAAUGGCCAGUUACAAAUGUUGAAGGAUUUGCAUGAAUCUGCAAAGUUGGAAGUUGACAGAAUCAUGCUUACUGAUGCACCACUUUUGUUCCCCCCUGGGCAGUUGGCAUUGGCUGCUUUGCGCUGUGCAAACAAUGUUCACAGGGUUCUCGACUUUGAGAGAUAUAUAGAAGGUGUUCUCUCUCGACAGAAUUCUGCACAUACCUAUCCAGAGCUCCUUGAAUAUUUAGAUGCCAUAGAUUCUUGGGUAAUGAAAUAUAAGUUCCCUUCUGAAAAGGAUAUGAAGCACAUCAACCGCAAACUAAAAUCUUGUUGGGGCCAUAGCUCACAUGACGAGGGUAAGAAACGGGAAAAAAAAUCGAAGCACAAGUCCAAGAGCUCAAAUGAAAUGCAAAAUGGGCCUACUCUUGUGUAACCAUACAUUCUGCUUCUUGCAUUGUGAUCUUUCAGCAAUUUUCAUCAAACAUGGGUUCAGAUGAAUAUACUUAGCUUUUCAUGGCUUCAUUGAGUUGUUGAUUGAAAGAGAUAUCGUUCCAGUGGAAGAAGAGUAAUCUGAUUCUUUUACAGAUAAAUUUCUGGGCAUUAUUAAGAUCCUCUGCAUCUGAAUUUGUGAGCAAGUAUUAUGUUAUUUUUGUAGCGGCCGAACAUUUCCAUUUCCAUUUCCAUUUCCAUUCUUGAACUUACCAUAUGUAGAACUCUGACUACAUGAAGUUUUGUGAAUUUGUUUUUGAGCUUAUUAUAUUGAGAAAAUUCAUUGACUGAAAAA
Molecule: messenger RNA, 1505 nt
Organism: Mangifera indica (mango)
Lineage: Eukaryota; Viridiplantae; Streptophyta; Magnoliopsida; Sapindales; Anacardiaceae
Product: cyclin-H1-1
Exons: 14
Coding region: 102-1154 (350 amino acids)
Biological process (GO): regulation of cyclin-dependent protein serine/threonine kinase activity; regulation of transcription by RNA polymerase II
Cellular component (GO): nucleus; transcription factor TFIIK complex
Molecular function (GO): cyclin-dependent protein serine/threonine kinase regulator activity
Source: RefSeq, a predicted model, not a curated record